Messenger RNA from Quercus robur (English oak), 1107 nucleotides. Its product is annotated as polyadenylate-binding protein 2-like. The transcript has 3 exons. The coding region runs from base 1 to 1107 and encodes 368 amino acids. The record is from RefSeq and is a predicted model, not a curated record. Gene Ontology annotation, cellular component: cytosol. Gene Ontology annotation, molecular function: mRNA binding. Lineage: Eukaryota; Viridiplantae; Streptophyta; Magnoliopsida; Fagales; Fagaceae.
AUGUCUCCACAGAGCAACUCUGGGCAGGGUUCUGGGUCUACCCUUGGCUCAACUACAAAAACACAAGACAAAGCUAACAAAGAAAUUGAUGAAACAAACCUCUAUGUUUGCUUCCUACCAGAAAACGUGGAUGACAACCGAUUAAUGGAGCUAUUCUCUCCAUUCGCUGCAGCAAUGGCACAUUUCAAUGGGUACAGAAUGGAUGGACAUAUGUUGUCAGUAAAAAUAGCUAGGAUGUAUGAGAAAGUAAAAAAUCCAAUUGAUGUGCGUUGUGACAAAUGUGGCCGGUACAACCAUCCCACAGAAACUUGUCGGGUAAUAGCAAUGUCUCCACAGAGCAACUCUAGGCUGGGUUCUGUGUCCAGCCUUGGCUCAACUACAAAAACACAUGAUAGACCUAGCAAAGAAAUUGAUAAAUCAAAUCUCUAUGUUUGCUAUCUACCAGGAAAUGUGGAUGACAACCGAUUAACAGAGUUGUUCUCUACAUUUGGUAAGAUUACUAAAGCAAGGGUUAUGAGGAAUCAAACCACAGGAAUUAGUAAAGGUUUUGGCUUUUUCAAAUUUGAAAAUCAAAGUGAUGCAGCUGCGGCAAUGACACAUUUCAAUGGGUACAAAAUGGAUGGACAUAUAUUGUUAGUAAAAACAGCUAGGAUGCAUGAGAAAGUACAAAAUCCAAUUGAUGUGCACUGUGACAAAAGUGGUAGCUACAACCAUCCCACAGAAACUUGCCAAGUAAUAACAAUGUCUCCACAGAGCAGCUCGGGGCAGGGUUCUGUGUCCAGCCUUGGCUCAACUAAAAAAGCACAAGACAGACCUAACAAAGUAAUUGAUAAUACAAAUCUCUAUGUUUGCUACCUACCAGAAAAUGUGGAUGACAACCGAUUAAUAGAGCUGUUCUCUCUAUUUGGAAUUAGUAAAGGCUUUGGCAUUGUCAAAUUUGAAAAUCAAAUUGAUACAGCUGCAGCAACUGCACAUUUGAAUGGGUACAGAAUGUAUGGACAUGCGUUGGCAGUAAGAAUAGCUGGGGCAGCACCAGAAUCCUUGUUGCCGAGCCAUCUUUCACCAUACCGAGGGCCUCCACCAGUUUUUCCAAAUGACACAGGCUAA